CGGGAGGAACAUUAUACUUACACAGUAUGUACGAAUACUGAAGUAUCCUUCUCACCCUCCGUUACGACUAGAUACUUCGUAUAUCUUACCUCAACUCUACUCAUCUCACUGACCACAGACCGCGACCACCGUUCCAUUGCAUUGCCUCAGGUCAGGCCAGGUCGCCAACAAAACAAGCUCCCGAGAGUCCACACGGCAGACAGAACACCUAGAUCAGCUUCAACUUCAAUGGCACUUAUAUUCAACUCAUGUCCCAGAGAAUGACCAGUCUGUUACUCCGUUGUGCCCGCAAUACAACCUACUCCGCAGCCGCCGCCCACCAAAUAUGCGCUUCAUCCCCUGGCUUUGCUGUCUUGUCACACACGCCUGGACAGUGACAGCCAACGUCGAAAAGACCAUCUUCCUUGGCCCGAGCCCUGUUACAAUCUCCAAUGUGCACCCAAACCUUGACGACCUCUAUCUAGACUCUCUUUCUCCCCUCCACACGUCUGCCCUGGGAAAACAACUCUCUGUACAGUUUCCAACGGGUGCCGCACCCCGCGGUGCUGAGUCUUGGUACAUACUACAAGGUCUUACCAGCGGGCAAAGAUACGAGGUCCGCAUCUGUUGGCCUGCGACUUCACCAACUGACUUCUGGCUCGACGCCUAUCCACUCACGGACGUUUUUGAUACAUCCGAACUAUCGCAGUCUCUGGCGCUUUACAGUGAACGAAGACAGGAUUCAAAGCCAGGAACCGUAGCACAUGCGUAUAGCGACAUUCCUCCCUCGGCGCAGUCCAUACUGUUCCUACGAGUCCAGGCUGCCGCUGCAUUCUACACCAAGAAUCACACGUUAAUGGAGCAUCCUCUUCCUGUGGACGUCGAUAUCAUUCUCGAUCCGUUCAUCUUGAAUAUUCUACCACGCUCAUUGAUUCCUGUGGGAAUAUACAUCAUCAUCCUCGCGGUAGGCGCCUGGUUCCUGUCAGCCUACUUAUAUCGUUGGCUACUUUCAAUCGCCACAGAAGCACCUUCAAAACCUCACACAGACUGAGGCAUGUCCGCUGCAGGGGCAGCACACCCACCACCUUCACCACCGCCGCCGCCGCCGAGAGGCUUUCAUAGUCUACCUGCUGAAUUACUACUACUUAUCACCCAGUACAUCCGGACAGAAGACUAUCUCAGCUUCGCCCUCGCCAUCUACCCUACGCUCGAGCGCCAUGGCCUGGUUCCUCCACUUACGGUAGGCAUCUAUCAUCGAAUCAUUGGCGCUUGGCAAAAUAGAGCAGCGCCCGUAGAAAACACACGCCCGGAUCCUCCAGGACCUGGAAUUCUACCGAUCGAGCUAGUCGAGUUGAUACUGAGAUCUCUAGAACCGGCUGAUGUCAUCGCCGUCAUAUUCGCACA
Aaosphaeria arxii CBS 175.79 is the source of this 1383-nucleotide messenger RNA. RefSeq lists its product as uncharacterized. The coding region runs from base 326 to 1030 and encodes 234 amino acids. Gene Ontology annotation, biological process: GPI anchor biosynthetic process. Gene Ontology annotation, cellular component: mannosyltransferase complex; endoplasmic reticulum membrane. NCBI's taxonomy places the organism in Eukaryota, Fungi, Ascomycota, Dothideomycetes, Pleosporales. The record is from RefSeq and is a predicted model, not a curated record. The transcript is spliced from 2 exons. Gene Ontology annotation, molecular function: mannosyltransferase activity.